This is a messenger RNA of Drosophila subobscura, 854 nucleotides long. RefSeq lists its product as uncharacterized. The record is from RefSeq and is a predicted model, not a curated record. The transcript has 2 exons. Lineage: Eukaryota; Metazoa; Arthropoda; Insecta; Diptera; Drosophilidae. Bases 445 to 825 code for a protein of 126 amino acids.
CACUGCUUUCUAAAGAUCAGCUUUCCGGUUUUUUUGUUGUUUGUUUUUCUCGUUUUGUAACAAUAAUUCUGAUAAAUAACUUUCCAAAUUGAUUUUAGACCAUCUCUGCAAUGGAAAUGAAUUGCCUACGGAAGUGUGGUUAAAUAAUGCGGGAGCCGCCACGAAACUGAAGAAAGAGUGAAAGAGUGAAAGAGAGUGAACGAAAUCAAUGGCGAUGCGAUGCUCUACACAAAUUAACAUAAUUAAGUUGCCUCUGCUUGAGCUCAAUGAAAGACGAAACUCAAUCAACACCACAACCAGCGGAUAGCCAAUGCAAAUGAGUCCAAAGACCAACAACAUCCCAUUGAGGCGACAUCACUCACAGAGCCAAAAGCGAAAUGUGCAGCAUCACAGCAGCGGCAGCAGCAGCAACAAAUUUAAAGCCAACAAUUGCAUAAUAAACCCAUGAAGACAGCAGCAAGGAGAGGGCCACAGAGAGAGAGAGAGAGCAAGAGAGAGACGACCUCAUUUAAGCAAAAAUCGCAAUCGUUGAUCAAAGAUUCACAGAGACUCAAAGACAUUAUGGACCUUUGGGUGAUACUCCAUCAGGUGUGCCUCCACGUGCUGGAUGUGUUCAAGAUUUACCUAAAGUUUGCAUUCCUCACGCUGAUUGUGUACCUGGUGGCCGAGUGGUACAUCCUACGCUAUGGCGCGGAGCUGGAGGCCCAACUGGAUGCACAUCUGGUGGAGGGCGCCGAAGUGCCAGAGGACACCGCCGAGCGGGCUGCCUCGAAUAGCACUUUGGGCAAGGUGUUCCGAUUUGUGGUGAACUUUUUUAUCCUCUAAAGAGGUGAUGGAAACAGCCACUGGGGAGA